Molecule: messenger RNA, 3009 nt
Organism: Aspergillus puulaauensis
Lineage: Eukaryota; Fungi; Ascomycota; Eurotiomycetes; Eurotiales; Aspergillaceae
Gene: bro1
Product: putative signal transduction protein BroA
Exons: 3
Coding region: 1-3009 (1002 amino acids)
Biological process (GO): protein transport to vacuole involved in ubiquitin-dependent protein catabolic process via the multivesicular body sorting pathway
Cellular component (GO): endosome
Molecular function (GO): protein binding
Source: RefSeq, a predicted model, not a curated record
AUGGUUCAGUCGCCUAUGAUAUCAUGUCCCCUCAAACAGACCAACGAAAUCGACUGGAUUCAACCUCUCAAGGACUAUAUUCGCCAGAGCUAUGGCGAAGACCCUGAGCGCUAUGCUCAAGAAUGUGCGACGCUCAACCGGUUACGCCAGGAUAUGAGGGGUGCUGGCAAGGACAGUGCGACAGGACGAGACCUUCUCUAUCGAUACUAUGGACAACUAGAGCUCUUAGAUCUCAGAUUCCCUGUCGACGAAAGUCACAUCAAAAUAUCCUUUACCUGGUAUGAUGCGUUCACCCACAAGCCGACCUCACAAUACUCUCUCGCCUUCGAGAAGGCAUCGAUUAUUUUUAAUAUCUCCGCGGUUCUUUCCUGUCAUGCAGCAAACCAAAACCGUGCGGAUGAUACCGGCCUGAAGACCGCUUAUCACAACUUCCAGGCAUCCGCCGGCAUGUUCACCUACAUCAACGAAAACUUUCUCCACGCUCCGUCGACUGACCUGAACCGCGAAACCGUCAAAACUCUCAUCAAUAUCACGCUUGCUCAGGGUCAGGAGGUAUUCCUUGAGAAGCAAAUAGCGGACCACAAGAAAUCCGGAUUCCUGGCGAAACUCGCGAGUCAGGCCUCAUACCUCUAUGCCCAGGCCGUCGAAGGAACACAAGAACAUGCUAAAGGUAUUUUUGACAAGGCAUGGGCCACUCUCCUGCAAGCCAAGUCUGCGCAUAUGGGCUCCGUGGCUUCAUACUACCAGGCUCUAGCAGACGGUGAAACGGGUUCGUACGGAAUAGCUGUUGCGAGACUCCAACUGGCAGAGAAGCAUUCGACAGCUGCACUCAGCUGGGCUAAAUCAUUUCCUUCAUCGGUCUCGCCAAACACAAAUCUAAGCUCGGAAGCGGGCCCUAAUCUGGUGGACAUUGUCAAAUUCCAUCUUGCGAACGUGCAGUCUCAACUGGCCACGUCUAAUAAGGACAACGAUUUUAUAUAUCAUCAACCUGUCCCGAGCGAAGCAGGGCUAUCCGCAGUAUCGAAACUACCUGCAGCGAAGGCGAUUCCCGUUAGUGAACUGUACCAGGGCCAGGAUAUCCAGCGGAUUAUUGGCCCCGAUAUUUUCCAGAAGCUUGUUCCCAUGUCUGUUACGGAGACAGCAAGUCUCUAUGAUGAAGAGAAGGCAAAAUUGAUCCGGGCAGAAACAGAAAAGGUCGAGACGGCUAAUGGAGAGAUGGCAGCAAGUCUGGAUUAUUUCAAACUUCCAGGUAGCCUCAACAUCCUGAAAGGAGGUAUGGACCAGGAAAUGACGGUCGAUGAAGAAUUUCAACAUUGGUGUCAGGAGUUGGCAGGGCAUGACUCAUUCUCCAAGGCGUUUGAUAGUCUUCAAGACCGCAAAUCGGAGGUGCUGUCGCAACUAGAUCAAUGUUCCAAACAGUUGGAUUUGGAAGAGAGUGUUUGCGAGAAAAUGCGCUCGAAAUACGGGGCUGAUUGGAGCCAGCAGCCCAGUAGUCGACUGAACACGACUCUUCGUAGUGAUAUCCGGUCCUACCGAGAUACUAUCCAUGAAGCUAGUGCCAGCGACUCUCAGCUUUCUGCAACUCUUCGGCAGUAUGAGUCGGAUUUUGAUGAGAUGCGAUCAGCAGGGGAGACGGACGAAGCGGAUGUGCUUUUCCAGCGAGCAAUGAUAAAGGCUGGCUCAAAGCAGAGCAAGGGCAAGAACGGUGUAACCAGCCCUAACUCAGCUUCGGAAGGAACUCUACUAGAUGAUGUCUAUGAUGAUGAGGUUCCCUCGGUGACAGAGCAGAUUUCUAGGGUGGAGUCAAUCCUCAAGAAACUGAACCUGGUCAAACGAGAGAGAUCCCAGGUCUUGAAGGAUCUGAAGGACAAGGUGCACAACGAUGAUAUCUCAAACGUUCUGAUUCUCAACAAGAAAUCAAUUACGGGUCAGGAAAGCCAGCUCUUCGAGGCUGAGCUGGAGAAAUUUCGGCCUCAUCAAAACAGGCUGCUCCAGGCCAAUCAUAAACAAACGGCGUUAAUGAAGGAACUCACGAAAACCUAUGGAGACCUAUUGCAGGACAAACGGGUGAGAGCUGAGCAGUCGAAAUAUGAGACAAUAACCCGGCAGCGCAACUCUGUGAUGGCCAGAUAUAAGAAGAUAUACGACUCUUUCAACAGCUUGCGUUCAGGAAUAACACAGGCUCAGACAUUCUACACCGAAAUGACUGAUACUGUUGACAACCUCAAAAAGAACGUCGAUACCUUCAUCAACAACCGCAGGACUGAAGGUGCACAGCUUCUAGCCCAGAUCGAACGUGAGAAGUCGAGCGGAUCAUCCGACCAGGAGGAACGCGAGCGAGAGAAACUGAGACAGCUGAUGGAACGUCUGUCUACGGAGCCAAAACCUUCCUCUGUACCCCCACCCCCGUCAGCCGGCGGUCCAGCGCAAGCCAAAUCUCCGCCGCCACCUAUCAAAGCACCAGCUUACCCGACAAAUAUCGCUCCUCCUAAGGCGUCACCGCAUUUCCCUUCGGCCGUUCCACAACAUCAUGGCAACCCCAUCUCUCACUCCCCUGCCCCUUACGGCCAGUACAUGCCUCCAGGAACCGGCGUGUCGUACAUCCCAUCCCAGUCCUUCCAGCAAGGCGCUGCCGCGCCACUUUCGGAGGGCUAUAACCCGAUGGCAUAUCCGGUCCCCGCUUCAUCCAUGUCACCUCCCCCAAGUCAGCAUUUCUACUCCCCAGCACCUACUCCGUUCUACACCAGCCCAACCCCACCUGUGCCCUCGAGCCAAUACAUGCCGCAAGGCUAUGUUCCGCCGCCGCCGCCUCCCCGACCUCAACAGACCACCUAUCCACCUUCUGCGGGCCCAUUCCCCUCAGGUCCUGGCGGAUACGCUCAAAGCAGGCCAUAUGGGAGCAGCCAACACAAUAAAACCCACUCACAGUCGUCUCCGCAAUCAGGCUUCCCCUCUUCUUCCUCAUCAACUACUCCCGAUCCUUGGGCUGGUUUGAAUGCCUGGAAAUAA